Molecule: messenger RNA, 972 nt
Organism: Iphiclides podalirius (scarce swallowtail)
Lineage: Eukaryota; Metazoa; Arthropoda; Insecta; Lepidoptera; Papilionidae
Source: the annotation of a GenBank genome assembly
AUGCCGGCCCAACAGGAACCACAGACCAGCAUCGUUCUGCGUGAGGUCACGCCGGAGCUUUCGCGACAUAUGUUGUCGGACGUAUCGACCCUCCCUGCAGUGCAGCUGGGCGAUUUCCUUCUUCAAAUUGAGUUGGACGACCCCAAGGAGUCGGUUCGAGAAAUCGCACGAAGAGAGUUGAGAGAGACACCCGAUGUGGUAAAACCAGCUGUCGAAGACUUAAGAAGAUUGCUGGAAGAUGACAAGGAGCUACACGUACCCUUACACAGCGAAGCGUGGCUAGUUAGAUUCCUGCGCCCAUGCAAGUUCUACCCCGAAAGCGCGUACGAUCUGAUAAAACGUUACUACGCGUUUAAAGUUAAGAACCACGCCCAAUACAACGGCCUUGCUCCAAGCAAAGAGCAGAACAUAUUCAACCAGAACAUUCUGACUGUGUUGCCCACGCGGGACCAACUAGGGAGACGAGUGCUGGUACUGGAACUUGGCAAGAAAUGGAAGCACAACAAAUGUUCCCUUGACGAGGUAUUCAAGGGCUGCGUAUUGUUUCUCGAAGCGGCGAUGUUGGAGCCGGAAACACAGAUUUGCGGCGCCGUGGUGAUCUUCGACAUGGAUGGCCUGUCGAUGCAGCAAGUCUGGCAGUUCACGCCACCAUUCGCCAAGAGAAUAGUCGAUUGGCUGCAGGAGAGCAUACCGCUCCGGAUCAAAGGGCUUUACAUAAUCAACCAACCGUACAUAUUCAACAUGGUGUUCCAACUGUUCAAGCCGUUCCUCAAAGAGAAGUUGCGCUCGCGAAUAAUUUUCAUGGGCAAAGACAGAGAGCUCCUACACAAACAUAUCACACCCAAGUGCCUUCCAGAAAACUACGGGGGAACCCUCACCAUUCCACCGGUGACCGGGCCCCAGUGGUUGCAACUGUUGCUUCUCUGUGAUAAGGAAUUCAACGCUAUCAACUCUUACGGGUACAAAAAGAAG